AUGAAGAUCUCUCGAGUCAUCUUUUUGUGUGUUGGCGCUUGUCUGGCUGCAGACUCGCUGCAUUUGGUACAGCAUAUCUCCAAACGUUUCGCCCUUGCCGAUCCUGCGGGGUUGGCUAAGAGAAUCGAUUCUACAGAGAUUAACAGAGCUAUUGAUAUGAAGUUCUAUGGCAAGGCUAUUGAGUGAGUUACUACAUUUUUUACCCCUAUGUUUUCAUUAUGUUAAUGAGGAACUGACGAUUACUAUUUUCAGCAACGCCGAAGUCACUUUGACUCUCAAUGCCACCGCAAAAGGAUGAAUCCACAUCUCUGGCGGUUGCGCAAACAACGCUGAUUGUGGUUUGCUGGACUUGACUGCGAGUGACGACUUUACAUCUCUAGCCGAACCGGAAGAUCUCGAUGGUGUAUGGAUUGGGGUUGCUUUUGAUGGCCUUGUUCUUCAUGCGGAUUUUGAAAUGGAUUUCCAUCCUACUGAGCUGACUCAUGAGAUUGUUCAAAAGAUUGGGGGUGUUUCUUUUGAAUUUGGUGUAAGGCUUCUUUUGUUAUAUGGGGAUGAGUUGAUGUAUGGGCCUGCUGAUAUGAUUACACUAGAUUCCUGGUCUCAUAAAAGCCGAGGUAAACUUUACACUUCUAUUCCAUGGCUGGAUGAACGACACGAAAAGCGCGAAUUUCACGUAUGGGUUUGACGUUCAUGUCAGUAUAAUAUCUGCUAUUCAACAUAAGUAAGGCUGACAUACGUCAGGUCCCAGACAGCUACGCUUUUAUCUUCCCGGUCCAAGACUUACUAAAAACCGAUGGGAUCGGCUUGUAAGUCACAUUCCAGGCCUCAUCAUAUGCUUCUCAACUAAAUGUGCUUCAGUGAAAACUCUAUAAUUAUCCCAGGAAAUCUCACACCCACUACUCCCGAUCUAGCCUUCGCCUUCCAAUCCGCUUUCCGACCACAAAUCUCCUACCACGCCGAGGCCGAAUUCCUCGACGAACAAUAUGAUGCGAGUAUUUUCGCAGAUAUACCGGCUUUGAAUAUGAGAGUAUCACAAGUCCACAACGUUAACGCAAAGUGUGAACCCGCCCCUGUUGGUGCACCAGAUACAGAUGUGUUUGCAGACUUGACAUAUAUCACCCCGAGUGUCGGGUUCGAUCUGGAAGUUGAUGAUAAUCAUAGCUUGUCCGUUCUGGCGAAUUCUACAGUGCCACUUCCUACGAGCUGUUUGGAGUUUUUUGCUAAGCAGACUCGGUUGGCUGUUCCGUUGAAAAGUGGAGAGAAGAAGAAUGGUGGUAGUGUGCUGGGUGCUUCUUCUAUUUCUCGAUUGUUUAGUGUUGGACUUUUGAUGGUUCUCACCUUUUAUGAGUAA
This is a messenger RNA of Hymenoscyphus albidus, 1351 nucleotides long. The record is from the annotation of a GenBank genome assembly. NCBI's taxonomy places the organism in Eukaryota, Fungi, Ascomycota, Leotiomycetes, Helotiales, Helotiaceae.